Labrus mixtus (cuckoo wrasse) is the source of this 2092-nucleotide messenger RNA. RefSeq lists its product as uncharacterized. The record is from RefSeq and is a predicted model, not a curated record. Lineage: Eukaryota; Metazoa; Chordata; Actinopteri; Labriformes; Labridae. Bases 8 to 1960 code for a protein of 650 amino acids. The transcript is spliced from 3 exons.
AUGCAAUAUGAGCCACAUGUGUGGCCGCUCUUUAUCAGACAAAGAUAGGAUCUCAAAUUUUUUCAACAAGCAGUCAAAAGCAACUGAUAAAAACUGUUGCUUGGUGAAUGGAUCCACUGCAGGAUACAAAUGUUUACACCAUCAUAGUAAGACUGAUGGGCAGCACAGAAUAAAGCGCUUGAAGAGCCGCAAGGAGAGGUGCAAGAUGAAAGGUGGUGGGAAAGAAGCCCCAAAGUCUAAGUCACAUCACCUUCACUGUCGUCUGCAAAGCAGUAGAGACAUUCCAUAUUUCCAUGACCGCUGCUGUCAUAGUAGCUGUCAUUGUUCCUCUAGACGAGAUGCAGCUUUUCCAAAUGUUGUUCCUGUUGCACAGGAGCCAAGUAUCAUCACAGACAGUCGCCUGAUAGGACAUCAUGGACUGUUCAACCAUGAGGUGAAGUCUAUCGACAUUGAACGCCUAUUAAGUAAGCAGAGGAAAAUGGAGAAAAGUGGACAGCAAGUACAUGAAAAUAAUUAUACUUCACGCCCAUCAUCAACAUCUCCCAAUCUUACUCCACUCUUCAAUAAUGAUAUGUUGGAUGCUGAGCCUGAUGAGGUUCUGACACUAGACAGGGAAGCAGAUUUAGCUAUAAAGGCACAUAAUAAUAUUCAGGAGAAAGAAAAUAAAAUGAAUCAGGGGUCAGAUUUUACACCAGGGCAGAAGACCAACCCUGUCAUGACAGAAAAGGGCAUUGAGCCACAGCUGACUCCCACUGAUUACAGAGAAAAUGUGACAAAAUUAAACAAGAAGGUGAAGGCACACAUGAUUUCUACUCUGGAGCAAACCCCGAAAGACCAGGAGUUAGUUUUCCACGGAAAACAACUCGCUGGUGCCAGCCGAAGCCUACUUAAGUUCUCCAGCUCGCACACUGUGGACAGUUUGGACUCACAACAAAGACAAUCAGAUCCCAGCGUUGUGUCUGAGUCUGUCUCUGCAGUGGCAGCAAGCUUGUGUGGCUGUGUGCAGUUCCCGCUCUUGAAAAAAAGAAACCUGGUGGCAGAGAGCAGGGAAGUGCUGCUGAAAGCUCUGCAGGAGAGGCACGGACUUCAGCUUCAGGUGAACCUCUUCAGACUUCAGCGAUGCCUCAGCUUUGGGUCUGAUCAUACCAAGGAAGUCCAGGAUCAAGAGCUGACCAUGAUAGAUGAAGAUGAGCUCCAGAAUACAGAUGCAUUCACAAUAGAGCGUCAAGCCAGUAAGCCUUUAUUCAACACCCUGAAAACCAAACCUUUCAAAGAAAAGGGAAGUACCCAUUGUAACUUGAAGUCAAGUCCACGAUUACCACAAAACCUGAAACAGACGUCUGAGUGGUUCAGAAGGCCUGAGAGGACUUCUGCCAGUCUUCUGGACGAUAUCCUCCGAUCUCCUUGCUCACCUGAGUUUAUCAUUGACUGUAAGCCCUCUGGAAUCAGAGAUCAUUUAUAUGCUCCCUCUCCUACCUCAUGUUGGGAAGAAAAACAAACAGUAUCUCCCCACUGGAGAGACAGUUUCAGCAGGCCAAAAAGCAAAGAGACUUUAAAGUUUCACUCCUUUGAAAACAGCUUUAUGAACCAAACCAGGGUUCUAGAUGGACCUGAAUACAGCGUAAGCAAUACCCCAAAAUUCUUAUCCUACCAAUCACAGCUACUCGAAAGAAAUUCAGCUGAGCCAAUUUACUUUCCUCAAGAGCAAGGCCUAUUUGAAACAAAGAGAUACUCUCUCCCCCCGUCCUUCACAUCCCAAGUACUCCAUCCUGAGCAGAGCCACAGCUUCCAGCCUUACAGCCAAUUUAGUCUACCUACAACUCACGCACCCCAUAGGUCCCACCACACUGACAUGAUUCAUUACCCCCCAUCUCACAUGCUGGAAAGAGACACGGCAACUUCCCAUUCCUCUCUCCUGAGCCCCGAGCACUGGUCAUUUCCGCCUAUGAGACUGUACUAAUGUAUGGUGAAGCUCUACAGUGACACAUGCCUGUGAACAUUUUGUUUAGAUAUCUGAAAAACAAUAUUCUCUUGAUUCACACAAUCAAGACUUUCUGUUCACAGCCAGCAUAGAUACUAAGUGUUGUGUGCC